Molecule: messenger RNA, 294 nt
Organism: Blastomyces dermatitidis ER-3
Lineage: Eukaryota; Fungi; Ascomycota; Eurotiomycetes; Onygenales; Ajellomycetaceae
Exons: 1
Coding region: 1-294 (97 amino acids)
Source: RefSeq, a predicted model, not a curated record
AUGAAAUUUGAUGAUGAGACAACAGAGAAACUUCAGAACAAAGAAAAGCAGAGUCAACAUCAACAUUCAUCUGCAGAAUCUGUUCAUUUCAACCCUUCAAAUCCUUCACUGUCUUCCACCUCUGAAAUGCUGACUUUUAAUGAUGAUCUGAAUCAACCUAUCUACUGCACCGCAGGCAAUCUUAUGAAUCUCAUGCAGAUGAUGCUACAGAAUCAGAUGACUGUGACUGAAAUCACUCAACACCUCACUACAUCUGUCCCUGCACAAAGAGACACUAUGAGAAAUGAGUUAUGA